UGAUGGAUGCCAAAGCCCUGGACCCGAACACGUGUGACGCCACGCUGGGCGGAAUUUACGCACCGGUGCGCACCGCGCCCCGGCCGACCCAGACCCAGACCUAGACCUACACCAGCACCAAGUCCGAAUCUAGCAUCAGUUGGACUAGAAGCAGGUGUGUUCCGUCCACAUCCAGCAGGUUCAGAUGUUCAUUUUGGCUUAAAUGGAGCCGAAAGUCUGUGCGUAAAGCGUGUUUUCCUGCGUCUUCGUCUCCUCCAUGAACCAUGUCUGAGGGAACCAGUCCAGAGGAACCCCAGGAGGUGAACCCUGAAGGUGAAGAGCAUCCAGAUGAAGACUCACUGGGCUUUGGACAGGAUCUGGAGUUGAAUCAGUUCGACGGUUUGCCUUUUUCCUCGCGUUACUACAAACUUCUGAAACAGAGGAAGGGUCUGUCCGUGUGGAAGGUGAGGGGGGAGUUUGAAGAAGCUCUGGUCCACAACCAGCUGGUCCUGGUGUCUGGAACAGCCAAGACUGGGAGGAGCACACAGGUUCCUCAGUGGUGCGCAGAGUUCUGUCUGUCUGCUCAGUACCAACACGGCAUGGUGGUGUGUACGCAGACCCACAGGCAGCAGGCCGUGGACCUGGCCUUAAGAGUGGCCGACGAGAUGGACGUCAACAUAGGCCACGAAGUGGGUUACACCAUCCCCCUGGAGACCUGCUGCAGCUCCGACACUGUCCUCAGAUACUGCACCGAUGACAUGCUGCUCAGAGAGAUGAUGUCCGACCCAUUUCUGGAACAUUACGGCGUCAUCGUCAUUGACCAGGCCCAUGAGCGGACGGUGAGCACGGACCUCCUUCUGGGUCUCCUCAAGGACGUCCUUCUGCAGAGGCCGAAGCUCCGGGUGGUGGUCCUGGCCGCCCCCCCCUUCACCGAUAAACUGCUGGGCCACUUCGGCGACGUCCCGCUCAUCCGCCUGGAGGCCUCCUGUCCCGUCGAGGUCGUCCAUAGCAACAGCGGCAGCAAAGACCACUUCUACUCAGCGCUCAGACUGGUGUUGGAGAUCCACCGCACCAAAGAGGACGGAGAUAUGAUUGUGUUUUUGGCAUCAGCAGAGGAGGUUGACUGUGCCCGGAGCAUCCUCCAGAGGGAAGGCACCAGGCUGGGGGCAGAGCUGGGUCCGAUGGUUCCUGUGGUUCUGAACCCGCCCCAGCGAGGGUUACUGCCCAUCCUGAUAGAGGAACCGGACGCCAGAAUGUCCAGGAGGGUUUUCCUGUCGGCGCCACAAGGGGAGGACAUGUGGUGGCCGGCAGAGUCCGUCAACUUCAUCAUUGACACAGGAGUCCAGAAGAAAAUGGUGUACAAUCCCAGGAUCAGAGCCAACUCUGAGACGCUUCAGCCAAUCAGCCGGUGUCAGGCGGACGUCCGCAGGCAGCUGUCCGCUCCGACAGGUAAAUGUUUCUGUCUGUAUCCAGAGGAACCUCGUCUUCCUGCAGAGACGUCCUCUCAGAUCCUGGAGUCCAACAUCACACCUACUGUCCUGUUUCUAAAAAGGAUGGAGAUCGCCGGCCUCGGACAGUGUGAUUUCAUCGACAGACCAGAUCCUGAGGGUCUGAUGCAGGCUUUGGAGGAGCUGGACUACCUCGCAGCUUUAGACGACGACGGUAACCUGUCCGAGAUCGGGAUCAUCAUAUCCGAGUUCCCCCUGGACCCUCAGAUGGCCAAAGCUCUGCUGGCGUCCUGCGAGUUCGACUGUGUGAGUGAGAUGUUGACCAUCGCAGCCAUGUUGUCAGCACCGAGCUGCUUCCUGGAGCCCAGCGCCGGUUUGACCCACGAGGCCGUCCACUGUCACAGGAAGUUCCAGCACCCUGAAGGAGACCACUUCACCCUGAUCAGCAUCUACAACACCUUCAAACAGAACCAGAGAGAGCAAGGUAUGUGUGUUGAAAAGUGGUGUAAGGAUUAUUUCCUGGACCACGGUGCCCUGAAGAGAGCCGACGCCAUUAGAUCUGAAUUAACCGACAUCCUGAACCGGAUCGAACUUCCCAUCUCUCAGCCUUCGUUUGGAACCAAAACCAACGCCCACAACAUUAAAAGAGCUCUGCUGGCCGGGUUCUUCAUGCAGAUUGCUCGAGAUGUGGACGGAUCUGGGAACUACUUCAUUCUGACCCACAAACACAUGGCUCAGGUCCACCCACUGUCCGGCUACGGGGCCCAGUCUCAGAAACUGGGGCUACCGGAGUGGGUCAUAUUCCAUGAAUACACCCUGUCGGACAACAACUACAUGAGGACAGUGUCAGAAAUCUCCCCUCAAGUGUUCAUCCAAAUGGCACCGCUGUAUUUCUUCUAUAAUCUGCCCUCUAGUGAAAGCAAAGACAUACUGCAAGACAUCCUGGACCCAGACGGAUCCAGGAACUGUAAAGACGGGAAACAGAGACCCCUGACGAGCAACAGCGACUGCACAACGGAGUCGCAAACAUACGACCGAUGUGUGAUUCAGUGAGAUAAGAAUUUACAUCACAUGGCUCUGGGUCAUUUAUUCCACUGCUCUGGAUACAGCUAAGUCAAGAAGUUUAACACAGAAAGACCCAGUACUGCUUUUGUGGCAGUUCCCAAAUGAUUUUUUCUCUAUUUUUUAACAUUUAAGUGAUUUACCACCUUUUAUUUUAACCCAUAAA
Messenger RNA from Sphaeramia orbicularis (orbiculate cardinalfish), 2655 nucleotides. Its product is annotated as putative pre-mRNA-splicing factor ATP-dependent RNA helicase DHX32. The record is from RefSeq and is a predicted model, not a curated record. The transcript has 12 exons. Gene Ontology annotation, cellular component: intracellular anatomical structure; spliceosomal complex. Lineage: Eukaryota; Metazoa; Chordata; Actinopteri; Kurtiformes; Apogonidae. Gene Ontology annotation, molecular function: helicase activity; RNA binding. Bases 264 to 2480 code for a protein of 738 amino acids.